AUGGAAAUCGAAAAUAAAACGACAAUUUCAUUAAAUGAUAACGGCAAUGUUUGCCGCGUUUGCCUUACAACGAAUCAAAAUAACCAAUGCAUUUUUGGUGCUAAACGAAGUAAUUUGGAUAAUAGAGAUGUGACUGAUUUGCCUGAGAAACUUCGUUUAUGCGGCGGUGUGGAGAUAUUGGAGGAUGAUGGCUUACCUUCCACUAUUUGUAUGAAAUGCAUAUUAAAGAUCAAUGAUGCUCAUCAAUUACGAAAGCAAUGCCAGCAGUCUGAUACCCGAUUAAGAGAAUUAUAUGGAAAAGUGGAAAAGAUAUAUAGUAUCAACUUGUGUAAGAAUACAAGAGACCAAUAUUGUCAGACUGAUUAUUCAUUUGCCUCUGAUUUAAUCAAGAUAGAAACUGGUACAUUUUCUGCAAUGGGUCAUAAUAUAUAUCCAAUGAUAAAUCUUAACUCCAACAUCAAAGGAAUGAAAGAACAUGAAACAAUUAAUGUAUGUAAUCCUGUAGAAGAAGAAAAAUCUAAUAGUUUCUUAAAUAAACAAAAUGCUUAUGUUAAUUGCAAACAAGUAGGAUAUGAAACAAGUGUCACAGGAAGAGAAGCUUAUAGAACAAGAAGAAUGACAAUGUUCAAAAGAGUAACAUCUAUAGAAAAUUUAAAAAAUCAUAAAGAAAGGCAAAGGCAGUACAUAAAAAAAAAUACAAAUGUUAAGUGGGAUGAUGAUCCAGCAAACAUUAAUGAAACUGAUUCUCAAACUGCUUAUAUUUGUCCAAAAUGUACUAGAUGUUAUUCCAGCAAGAGGUCUUUGGAUAGGCAUGUAGUAACUCAUGAUGAAAAAAAAUUCACAUGUGAUAAAUGUAACAAACACUUUUUUCAACUUGAUAAAUUAGUACAGCAUAGUAAAUUGCACACAGUUAAAGAAAAACCUAAAACAGUAUUAUGUAGAAUAUGUGACAGGAAUUUUAGGAAAACUGACACUAUGGUAAGACAUUUAAAUGUUCAUAAAAGAACUAAUCCAAAGGAGGUUCUCUCCAUUUUGAAAGAAAUUAGAGAUAAAAGAAAAUUGGAAAAUUUAACUGAACCUAAAGACAGGGUCACUGAAAUUGAAAAUAAUAAUGAUAAAAAAGAAACAGGAGAAGAAUUUGCAAGUAGUAGAAGUACCACCUUAGAUAUUCUAAAAAAAGAUACAUUAGAAUCUAAAGAUAAAGUACUUGGCCCUAAUAUCUCAACUUCAGAUGUUAGUACUAAAAAAAUUAAUUCUUCCGAUGAGACGCUUUUUCGAUGUAAAUAUUGUACCAAACGUUAUGCAAAUGAAAAGUCACUUCAAAAACAUUUACAGAUUCAUGUUGAAAAAAAAUUUGUUUGCAACGUAUGUAAUAUGAAAUUUUUCCGUCAAGAUAGAUUACAAAGUCACAAACAUCGAUAUGGGCACGAUGAAGAUUCAGCAUCGUUAGAAGUACAAAAACCAUCCGACGAUAAAUCGGCAAUUAAAUUAAUAAAUAGUUGGAUUAGGGAAGAACUUGAUUCAGAUAAUGAAGAAAAGGGCUUUCCUUGUAAAAUCUGUGGAAAAUCAUACGAUACUAAGAAAUCCUUAUUAAAACAUCAAUUAAGUAUGCACAACUCCGAGAAAGAAGACUGUGCGACCUGUGGUAAAAUCUGUAUUUGCGAUGACAAGGACAAAGAUCAACAGAAAUCAAAUGAAAGAUUAAAACCGUACCGAUGCGACGAAUGUAAUAAAUCUUUCGAGAAGGAAGUUAAGCUGCAGAAACAUAUAAGAGUCCACGAGCGCGCUAAAGAAGAACAAGAUGUAAAUUUUAAGCGAUUUUUAUGUCACAUAUGUAGCAAGACCUUUCGGCAAAAUACAGGUCUCAUGUUUCAUAUGAGGACCCAUACCGGUUAUAAGCCUCACGUUUGUAAAUAUUGUGGACGGGGAUUCACGUCGAAUUCUAAUUGUAUCAAUCAUGAAAGAACUCAUACCGGUGAUAGGCCAUUCGUUUGUCAUUUUUGUAGCGCUGCAUUUGCCAAAUCAUGCACUCUUAAAGCACACAUUACAACGCACACUGGAGAAGCGAAUUAUCAUUGCAAAACUUGCGGGAAAUCAUUCAGAAGAUUGAAGUACUUAAAGGAGCACAAGUUCACACAUACAGGGGAAAAGCCAUAUGCUUGUAAAAUCUGUGGUACGGCGUACAGCCAUUCGGGUAGUUUAUUCGUACAUGAAAAAAAAUGUAAGGCACAGUAUAAUAGCUAUCAAUCUAACACUACACAAAAUACGCAAACCUAUUGUGAAUCUGAAACGUCUUCGCCAAGUGUAACUCCUAUUAUUACGGUUUUACCGCCAGUUCACCUGAAUAAUUCUAAUGUGAUGAGCACACAAAGUAACAAAACCUACAUCGACAAUAUUCAGAGAAUAAGUUCUCAGAAUAUUAGUAAUCUAAAUACUGUUAAUACGUCGGAUCUUCAUAUUCAUCCGAAUUCGGAUAUUUCUGAUGUUUCUUUAGCUGUUAAAAGCUUCGCUCUCAUCGGACAAAUGUUUCAAUCAUAG
This is a messenger RNA of Habropoda laboriosa, 2538 nucleotides long. Its product is annotated as zinc finger protein 271-like. Lineage: Eukaryota; Metazoa; Arthropoda; Insecta; Hymenoptera; Apidae. Gene Ontology annotation, cellular component: nucleus. The coding region runs from base 1 to 2538 and encodes 845 amino acids. The record is from RefSeq and is a predicted model, not a curated record. Gene Ontology annotation, molecular function: zinc ion binding; RNA polymerase II transcription regulatory region sequence-specific DNA binding; DNA-binding transcription factor activity, RNA polymerase II-specific. Gene Ontology annotation, biological process: regulation of transcription by RNA polymerase II. The transcript has 3 exons.